AUGGGCAAGUCAACUCUCCGUUUCGACUCGGGGUUCGAUUUCGUCCUCACGAUGGCUCUACAAGAGCCCAAGUAUGACAGAGACUUCGUAAAGCUCUUGAAUGCGCCGACGAAGGUUCCAAUGCAUCUGAGUGACCUUCCAUAUGAACCCACGACCGUGUGUUUGUCCAAGAGCAUCAUUGCUGCCUUCAAGGAGGUGCAGCAGACAAUGCCGCUUGACCUUGCACUAAGGCUCAAGCAGGCUGUCAUGCAGACAAUGAAAACCACACCGAAUAUGGGAAGUAUCAGCAAAACCAAAGUUAGCAGCAUGAUGCCAUACCAGAGAUUGGCCGGAGAGCAUGGCAUCGAAAAGCAAGUUGGCUAUCCAGACUGGUUUUUCAUGGCUGCCUGGCUGGGCCCAGGGCAUCCAUUUCUCGAAGACAUUCGCAAAGACAUGUCAGAUGUCUGGGGCGUAGAGUUUCCGACCGACGAGAUCAUUUAUCCCAUGAUUAUGAACCGCGAAACCGAAGUGAGGCUUUUCAACGGAGAAAUUGCCCCUACACCUAAUGAAGACUCCAUCGAGGAGCGAGCAAAGACAAUCAAGAAAAAGAUCAACGACUCAACAGUCAAUGGUCUCAGCGCUGCUAUCAAAGACCAUCUCCCUGAUGCCCUCAAGCAUUUCGGCGACGCAGACAGCGUGUACGCAUCGGAAAAGAGCCUCGCCUCGACAAACCGCGAACUCGAAGACGCAAGAAAACAAGUCACCAAUCUUGAGAAACAACUCGCUGAGUCUAAAGCAUCGCAAGCCCGCGCACAAGAGACGACCAACAGCGAACUACAGAAGAAUAAGAGCGACAUGGAAACCCUCCGAAAAGAGAUCAAGCAGCUCAAAGCCGCACAAAAUUCGACCAACAGCUUCAAGAGGGUUGUCGAAGCACUCCGGGAGACAGUCGCUGGUUUGGACGCCAGGGUACUCUUUGGGGAGAAGAAAGUCGAGCAAGAGAUGAACGCCCUACGCAGAAAAGUAGCUCAAUCAGCUGAGAAAGCGGAAAAGGCAGUGGAGACAGGGGCUUUGGUUCUGAGCGUCCUGUCAACUCCUGGAGGUCAGAAGCGAAAGAUGGAUGAGAUUUCUUGA
Messenger RNA from Fusarium verticillioides 7600, 1113 nucleotides. RefSeq lists its product as hypothetical. Bases 1 to 1113 code for a protein of 370 amino acids. The record is from RefSeq and is a predicted model, not a curated record. The transcript has 2 exons. NCBI's taxonomy places the organism in Eukaryota, Fungi, Ascomycota, Sordariomycetes, Hypocreales, Nectriaceae.